Messenger RNA from Calliphora vicina (urban bluebottle blowfly), 823 nucleotides. It is a transcript of the gene tsu, whose product is annotated as 40S ribosomal protein S12 homolog tsunagi. NCBI's taxonomy places the organism in Eukaryota, Metazoa, Arthropoda, Insecta, Diptera, Calliphoridae. Bases 117 to 617 code for a protein of 166 amino acids. The record is from RefSeq and is a predicted model, not a curated record. Gene Ontology annotation, molecular function: mRNA binding. The transcript has 2 exons. Gene Ontology annotation, biological process: RNA splicing. Gene Ontology annotation, cellular component: nucleus; cytoplasm; exon-exon junction complex.
AUUAAAUGCCAUUCAAUUUGACGUAUUGAAACGCCGUGUGGAUUAGUGAUUUCUGAAAAAAUUGAAAAAAGUUAAUUUUACUAGAUUUUAUUUAAAAACCAUAUUCACAGAACACAAUGGCUGAUGUUUUAGAUAUUGAUAAUGCUGAAGAAUUUGAAGUCGAUGAGGAUGGCGAUCAGGGCAUCGUGCGUUUAAAGGAAAAGGCUAAGCACCGCAAGGGUAGAGGCUUUGGAAAUGAAACCACCACACGCGAAACAAUACAUCAAUAUGAACGUGUCCGUCAUGAGGAUGACGAUGAACUGGAACCGGGCCCACAACGUUCGGUGGAAGGUUGGAUUCUAUUUGUCACGAAUAUACACGAAGAAGCCCAAGAGGAUGAAAUACAAGAGAAAUUCUGCGAUUUUGGUGCAAUUAAGAAUAUUCACUUGAAUUUAGAUCGUAGAACUGGUUUUUCCAAAGGUUAUGCUCUGGUCGAAUUCGAAACACACAAAGAAGCGUGGGCUGCCAAAGAGGCACUGAAUGCAGCCGAAAUCAUGGGUCAGCCAAUACAAGUUGAUUGGUGUUUUGUAAAGGGACCUAAACGUGUUAAGAAGUCAUCGGAUAAAAGACGUCGUUGAUAAAAACAAAGGAUAGUGUAUAGUUUUUUUUUUCUAAUGAAUCAUUUUCCAUAAGUAAGACGACACUCACACCCAAAUGAAUUUUAAAUUAUAUUUACAAAUGCAUUAAAUUAGUGUAAAUUUAAAUAUGUAACUCUUGAACAGACUUUUGAAUUAAUAAAAAGUAUAUAUAAACAUUUUAUAAUGUUAACUGUAAACAAAUAAAA